Aplosporella prunicola CBS 121167 is the source of this 1760-nucleotide messenger RNA. Its product is annotated as glycoside hydrolase family 15 protein. The record is from RefSeq and is a predicted model, not a curated record. The transcript is spliced from 3 exons. Gene Ontology annotation, cellular component: fungal-type vacuole. Gene Ontology annotation, molecular function: glucan 1,4-alpha-glucosidase activity. The coding region runs from base 105 to 1760 and encodes 551 amino acids. Gene Ontology annotation, biological process: polysaccharide metabolic process. NCBI's taxonomy places the organism in Eukaryota, Fungi, Ascomycota, Dothideomycetes, Botryosphaeriales, Aplosporellaceae.
CUUUUUUUUUUGCCUUCUCCAUUCUCUCCCUAGACAAUCUUCACUUCUCUCAGACUUGUUCUGCCGCGAGGCCUAGUUAUUCUUGAUACCCCCUGAGCUGAGCCAUGCUGUUCUUAGCGUCUUUCCUUGUUGGUGCCUACGUUUUCCUUUACGCCUUUGCCCUCGUCGUCCCCGCCCUCGUCGACGAACAGCGCCCGCUCGGACCUUCCGUCGACCUCGUCUCUUCCUUCUCUCCCUCCAAGCAGCACUCGGAGCUCGAGCAAUGGCUGGAGGACGAAGAGAAGAUCGCCGUUGAUAGGCUGCUGGCCAACAUAGCGCCCUAUGGCCGCAACGCGCAGGACGCGGUGCCGGGCACCGUCCUGGCCAGCCCCUCGCGCUCGCACCCUAACUACUACUUCCAAUGGAUCCGCGACGCCGCCAUCACCAUGUCCACAGUGACGACUCUUUACGCCCGCGCUCCCUUCUCCUACCUCAGCACCUCGGUCCUCCUCCCCACCCUCGAGGCCUACGCCUCCCUCUCCGCCCAACUCCAACGCACGCCCAACCCCUCCGGCGACUUCUCCUUCCCCGACCUCCCCGGCCUCGGCGAACCAAAGUUCCACGUCGACGGGUCUUCCUUCAGCGAGAACUGGGGGCGGCCGCAGCGGGACGGGCCGGCUCUGCGCGCCACGGCGCUGAUGGCGUUUGUGCGGGCGUGGAACGAGAGCCAUCCGGGCGCGUGGGAAGCGAGGGGGGUCAGUAAGGAGGGCGAGGGAAACGAAGGCGAGGACUGGUUCGCGCCGCUGUAUUCGCCCGAACUGCCCGCCACCAGCACCAUCAAAGCAGACCUGGAGUACGUGGCGCGGCACUGGCGGGCGUACGACUCGUUUGACGUGUGGGAGGAGAUCCAAGGCCGGCACUUCUUCACGCUGAUGGCGCAGCUGCGCGCGCUGCGCGAGGGGGCGGACCUGGCGGUGCGGUUCGGCGACCACGGCGCCGCGGCGUGGUACGCGCUGCAGGCGGGCGAGGCGGCGCAAGUUCUGGCGCGCGAGUUCUGGGACGAGGAGGUGGGAUGGCUGCGCGCGACGCGGGGGGGCCGGGCCGAGCGCGAUCGCGGCGGCCUCGACUGCGCGACGCUGCUGGGGGCUGUGUGGGCGAAUCCUGCCGCUCCUACUACUGAUGGAGCUGGGUUGUGGCCGCCGGUGUUCCCGCCGCAUGACGACGCGGUGCUGGCGACGCUGCGGGCAAUGGUCCUGGACAUGAAGGCCCGGUACCCAAUUAACGGGCAGCACGACGGGUCUACGAAUGCGGAUGGCGCGGCCACGGCUUUCGGCGCUGCGGCGCUGGGCCGCUACCCCGAGGACGCGUAUGAUGGGUAUAGCUCGCCCGGGCCGGAUGCCGGGAACCCGUGGUUCUUGUGCACGGCGGUGGGGGCGGAGGUGUUGUUUCUGACUGCGGCGCACGCGGAGCGGGAGGGCGUGAUCAGGGCGACGGGGCGGGGGCGCGCGUUCUGGUCCGAUGUGCUCUGCUCCUCCCCCUCUUCCUUCGACGAGGUUGUAGCCAUCAACGCGACGUCUCCGCUGUUCGAACACGCGCUGGCUAGGCUGCGGGAGACGGGCGACGGGUUCUUGGACGUGGUGAGGAGGCAUGCGAGUAAGGAGGGGGCGCUGAGCGAGCAGUUUGGGCGCUGGGAUGGGUUUGAGCAGGGCGCGAGUGAUUUGACGUGGAGUUAUGGCGCGUUGCUGGGGGCGGGGUGGGCGCGGAGGAUGGGGGGUGUGUAG